AUGCUUCUGUUGUACGAUGACAUUGGGACUACGCCGCAGAGGGUCAUCAGUCUACAGUCUCCAGAUCAAACUAUAGAUCCAGACAUGGCCAUACAAACGUACAAACGUACAAGUACAGUCUACAAGACCGCCAGACCAGGUGAAGAGAAACAAGUAAAAUGUAAUUUCAUCCCGGGCAAACAGCCGAAGCCCGGAUUCUCAUAA
Messenger RNA from Penicillium concentricum, 204 nucleotides. RefSeq lists its product as uncharacterized. The coding region runs from base 1 to 204 and encodes 67 amino acids. NCBI's taxonomy places the organism in Eukaryota, Fungi, Ascomycota, Eurotiomycetes, Eurotiales, Aspergillaceae. The transcript is spliced from 2 exons. The record is from RefSeq and is a predicted model, not a curated record.